CUGCCCCGUUAAACAACAGAGUAUUGGCGCAUCAGUAAUAGGCGACCCAGCAAAACCGAGACGGCAAGAAGAGCACCGAUUCUAGCACAGCCACGGUUCUACGGCACCGCGCUGCCCUCGCCGCCAGCUGAUGGCAGGUCGACCGCGGUAGUGCAAUGGGCCUUCUCAGCUUUAUCUCCAAGAAAACGGUCAACAGAGGAAAGGCUGGAGCCUCCGUCGUGAGCGCCCAGCCCCUCGAGUCCGCCUCGUCCCAAACCCCCCACCCGCAAGAUGAAAGUGCCGUAGUGGCCGACGAUUCAAGGAUGGAGGGCUCUCCCUCGGGUGUGCGGGCGGGUUCCAACCAGUCAGAGCUCUCUCUCGGCGCCGCCGCCGCCGAGGACGAGCAGCCAGCUCCCACUCCCAAUGUGCCCCGCCUCCGAGAAGAGGACACCGGAGGACUUGGUGCGGCUGAGAAUGACCGUCACUCCCGCGUCUCCCUUUCAAAAGGGAUGUCCCGGGCGAAAGGGUCUGGUCGGGGAAGGCCGCCUCCACUCUCCUUUCGCAUCACAAAGACCGACGGCGUGCCAACGUCUCGUCCAAGCUCUCGAGGCUCCAUGGGCACCGUCAAAGGCCCUGUCAACCGCAAUUCCGGACGCGUACGUGCCGAGUCCCUCAGGACCAACAAUAGCAGUGCGUUCAAGGACCUCCUCGACGCUCAGUCCGAGAUCAAGCCGGCCGACUUCAGGGAGAGGGUAACUGCUGCCGGCGCAAGGGACUAUGGCGAAGACGUUGCCGACAGAAACUUGGGCCAAAAUGGCUUCGAUCUUAGCUCGGAGCAUGUGAGAGCCUUUUACGCCCAGAUGAGAAGAGCCGAAUCACAGCACGCGGGGCAUCUCACCGGCACCAAAAAGCUGGACCCGUAUAAGGCGGGAGUCCGAAGGAUAUCGCCUUGCGCAAGCCAGCCUUCGUUGUCAAGGGACGCUUAUGGAAGCACUUCAUCCUCGAACUCGAGGUCUUCGCGCAAAGAGGAUUCCGCACGCCGCCGCUCGGUCAGCACCUACAUGCCAUUAUCCUUGGGAAAAGUGAAGAGUUUGCCGUUCGAUCGGAAGCAUGAGCACCUCGGCGCCCUCCUCUCACCACGUACUCCCGUUCCAGAGGACGAGAGCUUGGACUUUGGCUUCUCUGCUCCGAGGUUGAAUACUCCAGUCGUACCUCAGAUUCCGGAUACGGCGCCAUCACCGACGAUCCGCACCGCGAGGCGGCCGCGCGAUUCCGUCGAACUCGCCAAGCGGAGAGCAGAGGCGCCGGUGCCAGAGGACGGCGAUGCUGAUGAUUCGCCGACAGGCAACUUUGCCCUCUGGUCAGCCGCUCGGCCUCGUCGCUCCUCGGCGAUCCUUUCGGCGUCUUCCCCCUCAAAAAAGUAUCACAGUCUCCAUACCCUGCACUCCUCCGCGUUGUCGACGGUGAGUCGGGAAACGCUACGCAGCCCAGCAUCGUUUCCGCUGGAAGCGGCGUCCAAGAACUUGACUCAUAUUGCCACGGAGAUCCCUGUUCAAAAAACAUCUGUUCGUCCCGAAGUCAAUGACGACCAGAAAGCCACCGCCUCGCCAACAUUUCGAGCGCGAACGAUCCCCGAAGAUGAUAGAGCGCAUCCUUUGCGAAAACCCCACUUGCUUGCCUCCAAGGAAGAAUCUCGGGCCGCCGACAUUACCCUCCCGGACGACGAUAUUCUGGACUAUGCCCCACCCAUCCGCACCGAUAACAUACGCAAGUGGUCCGCCUCAUCAGGCACACCCACAGCCUGCGAGAGCAGCACCGCCGCUAGCAUAGUGACCAGCACCUUCAACCGCCCCCCUUCCCUCCACACGGCCGAUACCUCGGUCGACCUCAGCAUCGGUACCAUCUCUCCGCCGUUGAAACCUACAAAACCCCAGUCCGCCACCCACGACUCGGAUUCUGACGUCGAGCCUUAUUACAACCCGGAUCUUGAGGACAAAGUUCACAACACGGUCCUGCCCGCACCCAGGAAGGGACCGCCAGAAGCGACCGAAACCGCGUCAGACACAUUCAACAUAGAUGACUACGUCUCCUCUGACGCCGAGUCUUUGAUGAGAGCUCCAACAUCAACAACGACGACGGCAGGAACGACUUCCAGUCGCCAACCGACAGCAGAGGGCGAGGAGGAACUGCUAUUUAAGGAUAAUCUGGGGUUUGGACCCGGCGGGAUGCAGCUGCCAGGCCUGGCGGAUCCCCUUCCCUCGUCGCCUGCGCCAAGGUCGCCGCUGGAGCCCGUGAAUGACGUACAUGAGAGCCAGAAGGAGUUUGGUAUUGGUGAGGGCGGGAGAAGAUGGGACCGAUACAAGUGUCGGGGCAGCGGCAGCGGUGGCGCGACCGUUUCCGCACCCUAUGGUGCGUAUAGUUUCGUUCAUGAUACGCCGGGGUGGGGGGAGGAUUAUCCUGUGAGGAGGAGCGCAAAACGGGUUGAGGGAGGCAGAAGGCGAGAAAUCAGGAGGUUGUCCGCUCUCGGUCAUGUUGGGACUUAUGACGGCUCUGCGUCUGAGUAUAGGGGUGGUGGUAAUGGCGGGUAUGGUGAUAAGCGACGCGAAAGAGGGGGGAUGGAGGCCGCAGACGACCACGACGACGGUUAUGAUGCGGAUUACAUUGACGAGGAUGAAGAACUGUCGCGGCGGCAACUGCAAAGAGCAAAGCAGACAAGGAGGCAACGAUUGGAAGGUUGCGAGAAGGAAUCCAGGACCCGAAAUCAUCACCAAGGGGGGGAAAACCAACCUGAACAACAACAACAACAACAUGACGAGGGAUUGGAGACCCAGAUUAAGAUAACAAACGCCGUAAGGCUAAGGAAGCAAGCCAGGAGGGCGAGAAUGCUGUCCGGGCAGCCUUCGGCGGCCAUGUUGCGGCGCAAGGGGCCCACGAGCCAGGGGUCGGGGAAGAGACUGUCGGUGCCCGUUUUGGAGGUUGAAGGGGAAGAGUAAGAGGACGAAAUGGCUGGCGACGCUCUUUGGUAUUUUCUUUGUGUGUAAC
Messenger RNA from Thermothelomyces thermophilus ATCC 42464, 3021 nucleotides. RefSeq lists its product as uncharacterized. NCBI's taxonomy places the organism in Eukaryota, Fungi, Ascomycota, Sordariomycetes, Sordariales, Chaetomiaceae. The coding region runs from base 156 to 2972 and encodes 938 amino acids. The transcript is spliced from 3 exons. The record is from RefSeq and is a predicted model, not a curated record.